Messenger RNA from Synchiropus splendidus (mandarinfish), 2721 nucleotides. RefSeq names its product protein Tob1-like. The record is from RefSeq and is a predicted model, not a curated record. NCBI's taxonomy places the organism in Eukaryota, Metazoa, Chordata, Actinopteri, Syngnathiformes, Callionymidae. Gene Ontology annotation, molecular function: transcription corepressor activity. Gene Ontology annotation, biological process: regulation of gene expression. Gene Ontology annotation, cellular component: nucleus; cytoplasm. Bases 455 to 1465 code for a protein of 336 amino acids. The transcript is spliced from 2 exons.
CAGUCUGACUCCGGCAGGGGACGAAGUUGCUUAACUCCCGAGUAGGAGGGAGCUAACUCUGCUAGCCUGCUGAACCGACAAACACCUUUAAAUACAGAAACACACACACAAAAAACGCCAAACCUCCGACAUCUUCGUGGACUGGAAUACUUUUUUGUAUGUCGAAAAAUACUCUGAAAGUAUUCACACUUUUUUAUUUGCACUAACCAUCGGUACUUCAGAACUACUGACAUCCUUUCUACAAACAAGAAAACAACUCCCCUGUGGAAGUACAGAGCUUCUACAGAAACAAUACACCCAAAAAGCAGCACUUUUAUUCUAAGCCCACUGUCUCGCUCGCAUUCUUGACCCAGAGAUCUUCUCUGUUGCCAACCACGGCUAUCCAAAUCCGACCUGGUGGACACAUUGAGACAAGCGUAAUCCUCUCACAUCUGGUCAACAUCAGCAGUUAGCUAUGCAGCUGGAAAUCCAAGUAGCUCUCAACUUCAUCAUCUCUUAUCUGUACAACAAGCUGCCACGGCGGCGCGUCAACAUUUUCGGCGAGGAGUUGGAACGGCAGCUGAAGCAGAAGUAUGAGGGACACUGGUACCCAGACAAGCCAUACAAGGGCUCAGGAUUCAGGUGCAUCCACGUGGGGGAGAAGGUGGACCCUGUGGUGGAGAAGGCAGCCAAAGAGAGCGGGCUGGACAUCGAGGACGUCCGCAACAACCUGCCCCAAGACCUCAGUGUGUGGAUUGACCCCUUUGAGGUGUCCUACCAGAUUGGAGAGAAGGGUCCGGUCAAAGUUUUGUACGUUGACGACAGCAGUGAAAGUGGACCUAACAGCACAGGGAUCGACCUGGAUAAGGAGAUCAAGAGUUUCAAUCCUGAGGCGCAGGUCUUCAUGCCCAUCAAUGAACCUGUUGGCGGCGCUUCUCCUGCAUCCAGCUCACCAUCGCCUCCCUUUGGCCACUCCGCAGCCGUCAGUCCCACCUUCAUGCCCCGCUCAACCCAGCCUUUGACCUUCACAACCGCCACUUUUGCCGCCACCAAGUUUGGCUCCACAAAGAUGAAGAGCAGCGGACGCAACAACGGUGGGAAUAGUGCCGGGAACAAGGCAGCGCGUACCUCGCCCACCAACCUGGGCCUGAAUGUGAACACUCUUCUGAAACAGAAAGCCAUCUCCACCUCCAUGCACUCUCUCUACGGGUUGGGCCUCAGUACGCAGCAGCACCCGAAGCCUUCGGCCCUGUCGCCCAAUGCCAAGGAGUUUGUGUUCCCCAGUCUGCAGGGCCAGGGCAGCCAGAGCGCGCUCUUCCCCGGGGACAGCUCACUCAGCCUCAGCCCACUGCAGUACAGCAAUGCCUUCGAUGUGUUUGCGGCCUACGGUGGCCUUAACGACAAGUCCCUAAUGGACGGCUUGAAUUUCAGUCUGAACAACAUGCAGUAUUCUAACCAGCAAUUCCAGCCAGUAAUGGCCAACUAGUACGUAUAAAGGUACUACUUUAAGCUACUACUCACAGAAACGACCAGAGAUAAUGUGAUGCGGGAGGGGUGGGAUGAAAAUACAAAUGCACAUUAAGAAAUAAAUAUAAAAAAAGUGUAAACAAAUGCAGAAUGUCAUGACUUAAAGGAAAAAAAGUGACUUGUAAACUGCGAGAUCUAUGUCACGAGUCUGAAAAAGCAUGAGCCCGAGGGUGAAAUACUUUGCCCCCUUGAGUUGUAACCCUUUUAUUUUUAUUUUUUUGGUGAAGCUUGUAGUACAAGUUGUCCAAGCUUGGUUCCCUCAACUUCAACAUUGUCAUUUCUUUUGUACGACUGCGUAACAGGGCCAUUAAAACCAGAAAAAAUAAGGGUUGAAUAAGACAAAUUCAUUACUUUCAGGCAUAACUGGUGAUCACUGAUAAGGAUUAGCAUUUUUUUUUGUGAUAGCUUUUCAAAAUGUAACUAUUUGGAUGACAAAGAUAAAGACAAAAUUAUUUUUCUAAAAAGUUGAAUAAUUUGCUGUAAUAAUUUGUAUAGGUGAUCAAAACCACCCAAGUUUAUUUUUUUACUAAAAGUACCUCCAAAAGUUUCCAGCCCUUAUUUUUUUUUAGUCAUCUUUAAUUGACCCUGGUACUUAGUCAUACUUUUGGCAACCAAGCACAAAAUAUUUUUUAUGUUACUGUUUUAAGAUACGAGAAAAGAAAAAAAAUAUACAAGUUAUGGCCUCUUUCAGUAUUUCAACAUAACUGGACAUUGCCAAUUUGUCGGAAAAAUUGGCUCAAACAAGUGGGAUUUUCUGGUCUUUUUUCUAAUUGUAUAAUUUAAUUUAGUACAGAGUUUGUAAAAUAUCAGAGUAUCUAUUGUUUCUACGACAUGGUAUUGCAUUUAUAUCUUUUUACUACUCCAGUGAUCUGUGAUGGCUGCAGCAACUUUGUUUUCUUUUUUUAUUGAAAAAAAUGAAUCCAGCUGAGGAAAAAAAACAAAAACAUAUUGACUAUUCUAAAGAUUGUGUACAGAAAUAUUCCGUAGUGGUGGAAUUUAAGAAUAUUUGCUUUUUUGAAAAAACAUAAGAUUUGUAUUUUCUGUUAAAAGAUUUUUGCUAUAUUAUGGACAAAUUGUAAUCGUAUAUUAAUUUUGUACCUACAUUGUGCAAUACUUGAUAAAAACAAACGGUAUAACAAAGUAUUCGGAGUCAGUGUCUUACAUGUUAACAGGGACUGAUAGUUUAUUAAGUUUGUAUUAAAAAGCUUGAAAGUA